AACAACAUAUUGUUUUGGUCUCUGACGUCCGUGAAAGCCUGGUUGACGUCUGGUCAGUCCAUCCCAAUUUCACGCUGAAACAUCGAAAUAUUCGACUUCGUAGCCAGGAUCGCCGUACAUCAUGGUUUCAGCCAAGGAAGUCCUGUCGCGAAUGAAAACAGAUGGGUGGUGUUUGGAGGAGGAAAGAUGAUGCUAGAUGCCAAUGUGCAGAAAGUAAUAAAUGCAGGAUUUUCUCAAGAAGUAGCAGAGUGGGCCUUGAGGCAUAAUAAAAAUGAUCCUGUGAAGGCCAUUCGUGAGCUCAGAGCUUCUGCUAGUGGGCAAUCGGCUUCAAAUGAAGGGAACUACAAUAACAGAAAAACUGAAGAUGAUGGUGGUUAUCGAGGACGAGGUGGGCGAGGGCGAAAUAGAGGUCGAGGACGGGGCCGAGGAGGUGGAGGGCCAGACGGCAGUGACGAUGAUUACGAACCACCUCCCAACAUGCCACGACCUUCAGGCCCCGCUUCACUUUUCGACUUUUUGGACUCCAAGAUGAUUGAAAAGAAAGAAACUAUAAAGUUUACUGACCCUGUUCCUGAUGUACGUGGGCCUGCUAACCACAGAGGUCGUGGAGGACGUGGAUCAAGAGGAAGGCAUGGUGAUGGAAGAAAUGAUUUCAACAGCUCAUCUAUAAAUGGAAGUGUUUCACCUCCAAAUUUGACUACUGAAAACUGGCCAGCACCAGGGGAAGAAAAACCACCCCCAAGUAACAGAACAUUCAUUGAAAGUAAAGAACUGAUGGAAGAAAAAGAACAUCAAGAAAACCUGGCAAUGAUGAGGCAGUUCCCUAAAGUAGCUUCUUCCAGUGGAAGAGAAUACCAGCCACCUGCCUACCGGAAUGGAUAUAGUGGCCAGCAGAAUUAUGGGAGUGGUGAUAGACAGGAUUAUGAUAAUUCACAAAGAGAUUAUUAUUAUCAAGAAAACAGAGGACGGGGAGGAAGACGAGGUUUCAGAGGUGGAGGAGGAUAUGGUGGUGGUGGGUAUGGUACCAGUGGGGGUGGGAAUUACAGAGGAGAGGCAGAUGGUGCAUAUCGAUACAAUGAAGGAGGCAGAGGUGGACGUGGGAACAAUAACAGUGGUCCUAGAAGGGAUGGCAGCUAUAGUGGUAACAAUUACUAUAGAGGGGAUUAUAAUACAAAUUACAGAGGGAAUGAUGGAGAUUCAGGUAAUAACCCAAACAGAGGAAAUGUGAAUAGAGGCGACUCAAAUCACUAUGACAGUAGAUAUAAUUAUUCUAAUAAUAGUCAACGAACUAACAGAGGAAGGGGUGGAACAGGAAAUAGAGGUCCUCAGGAACUCAUCAAGGACUUCCAGAACAGUAUGGUUGUCUCUAGACACUACCAGAACAUUGCAGAUGGCAACACAGCACCAAGCCAUGGCAGGUAUAAUGAUGGUGAUUACUCCCAGUUCUCUGGUACUUUGGAGUUCCACCGUGGUGGAGGAAGAAGGGGUGGGCGAGGGGCUUAUAAUUAGCAAUUACUGAAGCUUGGUGGUUAGAAAAAAGAAAUAAUAGAGAUACCAGCAAUAAUGUGUUAUUAGGCAAAAUGUGUGAAGGGGGAAAAUAUUGUUAACACAAUUUAGUAUGGGUGUACUUUGUGGAGACUAUGUUGAAAGUGUUAAAUGUCCUAUACAACAGAUUAAGGUUUUCAUUGUUAAAACAGCAGACAAGAUUGUCUACUGUACACUGAUUAAAUACACUAUCAUUCUUCAGAAUUUUGUUGAAUACAUUAUGUCAUAAAUAUUUCUCCACAAGUUACAUCACUACUUCUGUUGGUUUUUAUAAGAUAUGCUGACACUUCUUGUACUUCCUGUGAACAUGCCAAUAUUUCUCUGGUCCAUGACUGCCAAAUCAUCUUCCAUUACAUUAUCAACCUAUGUACAUGUUUUCUUCUGACAAAUUUUACAAUAAAAUUGUACUUUUGUUUAUAUGCUAUACAGUGACCAGUUACUUGAAAACAUUUGUGUGUUCAUGAAAUGUUCAUAGCAGAAUUAUUUAUAAUGUGAAGUACAGUAUAAUUUUUUAUAAUCUGGCAUAAGUUAAUCACUGGGCUUCACUUUGUUUAUUGGAAAUAUUAAUGUAAGUUUAUAUUUAUUUGCAUUAAGGGAAUCUUUAUGCUGUACGUAAAUUAUGUUUAAUAGUUUGAUUAAGGCGUGUAGUGACUUUAUUUUAACAGGAAUUUCUUCUGUAGUGAUCCACAUUUUAUUUUCUAUUAAUGUGGAUUUUGUGUAAAUUUGUAUGAAAAUAAUUUUUCAUAAUUCAGCAUAAACAUGCAAUAGAAGGUAUGAGUAAUCAUAUCAGCUAGUUCAUUACUAUCAAGGUAAGUUAAUGUAAUCAUUCUUGUUUCACAUUAUUUAUAAUAAAAAUUUCAAAGUAAUGGUAAUAUAAUGUGAAAGAUUUAAAAGGAAUGUUCCAAACAGGAGCUAUCCUCCAAACCUAUAAGGUUGAUUGGUUACUUUAAUUUUUGUUCUGUUAGGAUCAGAUGACACUUGGUUGAUAACUAUUUUUAUAAUAACCAUUCAGACCAGAUCCGUGCAUACUAUAGAGGGAAAAUCUGCCAUCCGUUCAGGGUUAAUUUUACAUAGCCUCAUGACAAAAUGUUGACCUCACUCAGCAGUUUUGUAUUUUAAUAACUUGUUUGCCUUAUAUUCUCUGCAGUUUAAGCUAUUUUUCAGCUUUACUAAUGCCAAAAAAAAGUUGAAAAGUUCUUUGUAAAGGAGAGUGAGUGUGAUUAUUAAUAAAAAAAAAUGCAUCCAUAUUCUUUUCUUUUUAUAGCAGUAGAACUAUUCAUAACUUUGUUGAUUAUAAUGUACAUGCAGUGUUUAUAGUAUUUUUCGCAUUAAAUUAUUUGUUAGCC
Messenger RNA from Macrobrachium nipponense, 2891 nucleotides. RefSeq names its product tudor domain-containing protein 3-like. The record is from RefSeq and is a predicted model, not a curated record. Lineage: Eukaryota; Metazoa; Arthropoda; Malacostraca; Decapoda; Palaemonidae. Gene Ontology annotation, cellular component: nucleus.